GCUGGGAUCAGCACUUGGGGCCACUUUCCCGCGUCCUCUGGACACCUCUCGUCUCCCACGCCGAUCCGCGAUCGCGGCCCUGGGCUGCUGCUGGCGCCCGCUCCCGGUUCCCGCCUGCACCGCGGGCUCCAGCGCUCUCUGCUCCUGUCAUGGAGCCCGGGCCGCUCAGCAGGCCCGCCGAGCCGGGGAUUUGCGUGAGCGGCUCGCCCGGAGCGGGCUCAGCGUUUCCAGCGUCCCUGCCGUCUGGCGUUGGGGCCGAGCCCGGGAGUCGCCCUGGAACCGUGGCCGCCGUGCUGCCGGCCGGGGGCUGCGGGGAGAGGAUGGGCGUCCGCACCCCGAAGCAGUUCUGCCGCGUGCUGGAGAGGCCGCUCAUCAGCUACACCCUGCAGGCCCUGGAGAGAGUUUGCUGGAUAAAGGACAUUGUUGUGGCCGUGACAGCGGAGAACAUGGAAGCAAUGAGGAGCAUCAUCCAGAGGUAUGGGCAUAAGCGCAUCUCCUUAGCCGAGGCCGGAGCCACACGCCACAGGUCAAUUUUUAAUGGCCUGAAAGCCCUGGCAGAAGACCAGCCAGACGUUGUGAUCAUCCACGAUGCCGUGAGACCUUUUGUCGAGGAAGACAUUCUCCUGAGAGUUGUCACAGCAGCUAAGGAACAUGGGGCAGCAGGAGCAAUUCGGCCUCUGGUGUCCACCGUCAUCAGUCCCUCUGCUGACGGCUGCCUGGAGCACUCACUGGACCGUGCCAAACACAGGGCCAGUGAGAUGCCACAGGCUUUCCUCUUUGAUGUGAUCUACAAAGCAUAUCAGCAGUGCAGUGACUAUGAUUUUGAAUUUGGAACAGAGUGCUUGCAGUUGGCCCUAAAAUACUCUCACACAAAAGCAAAACUUGUAGAAGGGCCCCCCGACCUCUGGAAGGUGACCUACAAACGGGAUCUGCACGCAGCCGAGUCAGUGAUUAAGGAGAAAAUUUCACAAGAGAUUUGUGUGGUUAUGAACACAAAAGAUGAAGAAUCUGCAGGACAUCUUCUCAAGGAAGUGCUAAAAAAGGAAUUAAAUUGUGUUAAUGUCACAUCCACAGUUCUGGAUCACACAGGCAGUGACGUUCAGAAGUUCCCCACAGACCAGUGCUAUAGCUUCAUCUGUGUGAAUUUUGCUGUCUUCAAGGUUGUGUCCCCUGAUUUUCAUGAGACCCAGAAAUUCUUGAGUACCCUUGAGGAGAGUGGCCUUUCUCUUUUGUAUCCUGUCGUUGUUGUUUUGGUGCACUGCUGUGACCUCACCUUAGCUCCACUUGCUCCAAAGAUGGAGAGCCUGAUGUGGAUUAGGAGUUUGGCGGAGGACAUGAAGAAGAGGAAUAUUUUAUUAAGUGGACUUCUCCUAAACUACUCAGAGCCGCACUGUGGCAUAAGGACACACCGUGCUCUUUCCUGGAAAUAGCUGCAUUUUUACAUCUACGUAUGAAGGACGAGCAGAAACUACAAGAGAGUUUCCAACAAGGUGCCUCCAUCAUAGCUGCCUUAGUUAAAGACAGAAGUCCUGCCCUCGCUGGUCAGCUCCUGCUGGCUUAAAGAGCACAGAUGACAGUCAUCUACAAGCUUCCAAAGACAGGUCCCUAGGCUCUCCUUCCUGUGCCUGGAAGAGAAUUCAGUUGUUUUCUUCAUCUUGUCACUACAUAGAGCUGACAGUUGCGGGAUGGAGAGGACUUAUUUUACUCUUUUUCCUGAAUUAGAUGUUCCCAGAUGACAGGAUGUGAUGCUUAGGUUGUAAAAAUGGAUUAGUGCUCAUGUCCAUGGAAUUAUGUGUGCCAAAUAUAAAUGACUUCUACCAUAAAAUAAAUGAAAAAUACUGCCUUUAUGUGAAGAACCUGUUUACUACUACAAAGAAGUUCAAUUGAAAUGUUAAGGUACUCUUUCCCUCACGGGAUGAGAAUUUAGACAGCUUAGCUAUUAUUUUAGAGCUAUGUUAAUUAGCAGACUGGUCACAUUAUAAUGGAGAUCAUGAAUAAUCUUCAGAAUUAUUCUUAAUUAUAAAAUUGCCUCCACAGUAUGUGAUAAUAUGCCUUUUUACCUUGUUUUGGAAUUCAUCACACCUUAUAAAAAAAAAAAGAAG
Molecule: messenger RNA, 2102 nt
Organism: Alexandromys fortis (reed vole)
Lineage: Eukaryota; Metazoa; Chordata; Mammalia; Rodentia; Cricetidae
Gene: Crppa
Product: CDP-L-ribitol pyrophosphorylase A
Exons: 11
Coding region: 150-1430 (426 amino acids)
Biological process (GO): protein O-linked glycosylation via mannose; isoprenoid biosynthetic process
Cellular component (GO): cytosol
Molecular function (GO): D-ribitol-5-phosphate cytidylyltransferase activity
Source: RefSeq, a predicted model, not a curated record